This is a messenger RNA of Brassicogethes aeneus, 2002 nucleotides long. The record is from the annotation of a GenBank genome assembly. Lineage: Eukaryota; Metazoa; Arthropoda; Insecta; Coleoptera; Nitidulidae.
CGGCCAGCAAGCCAGAGAGUGUCCAACUGUUUUUGUGCAGUACUGUAGUGUUACUGGGUGUCCCGGAAUUUUUUAAUCGGACAAUUUUUACCGGGCCAAAAAAUAUCGCAUUUAAAAAAAUCAACCUUAAAGUAAAAAAAUCUUUGGGUUUUAAAAUAGUUUGCGAAAGUCACAUAUCGGCAUUUCCGGGUGAAAAGUUACGCCAAAAUAGGGUCCAAAUUAUGAUUAAGGUGGAUGAAACGGACCCUGUAGGGGAGGUGAAACUGAGCUUCCCAUACAGAGAUAUACAAAUAAGAAGAAAUGUAGAUCCAAAAGACGACUACGAACUUGAUUCAGAAAUUGGAAGGGGCAAAUUCGGCACAGUAUACAAAUGCAAAGAAAAAUCCACCGGUCUCCCUUUGGCAGCAAAAUUCAUAGGAUGUCCAAAAAAAGAAGACAGAAGAAAUGUGGAACGGGAAAUCGACAUCAUGAAGGCCUUGCAACAUCCCAGAUUAAUCCAAGUAUACGACGCAUUUGAGAAUGGAAAAGUCAUGUGCGUCAUAUUGGAAUUAAUAGAGGGAGGAGAACUUUUCGAGCGGGUCAUAGACGACGACUUCAUACUGACUGAAAAAAGUUGCACCGUUUUCAUGAGGCAGAUCUGCGAGGGCGUGGAAUUCAUACACAAACAAAAAAUUUUACAUUUGGACAUGAAGCCCGAAAACGUUCUGUGUUUGACCAAAACAGGCAACCGAAUUAAAAUUAUAGAUUUCGGCUUGGCCAGGCGUUUCGACCCGGACAAAAAAUUACAAGUUUUGUUCGGCACCCCCGAGUUUGUGGCACCGGAGAUCGUUAACUUCGACGCCAUUGGUUAUGGUACCGAUAUGUGGUCCGUAGGUGUCAUUUGCUAUGUUUUAUUGUCUGGAUUGUCGCCAUUUAUGGGUCACACAGACGUCGAAACAAUGGCGAAUGUAACCGUGGCCAAGUAUGAUUUCGAGGAGGAAGCAUUUGCGGAAAUCACAGAUACCGCCAAGGAUUUCAUAGAAAAACUUCUUGUCAAAGACAUGACCGAGCGCAUGUCCGCUUCGGAUUGCUUGAAGCACCAGUGGCUAAAACGGAAAAAACCGCCGGCCCUGCAGAAAGUCCCCUCGAUGGACGUCACCAAGGACAACCUGAAGCACUUCGUCGAGCGCUGGAACGAGCACCCCAACUCGCCCUACGUUUUCGAGGUCGACAGCGGGUUGUUGCGGGGGAAUUCCCUGUCGGAUUCCUCGGAGAGUUUGUUCGGGGGGUCCCCGUCCCCUUGCGGGUCGUUGGGGUCUUCCCCGGGUUCACCAAGUGGCUACUCCAACGGAUACCACGACUUGGUGACCCCCCCGAACGUUGAUUUCUACAGAAGAGCCUCCGAUAGCACUGUUUUAACGGGCAACUACGAUGCCGAGGAAAGAUUCAACUUGGCCGAAGAAAUAAGAAAGCUUUCGGAUAAGUUGUACCAACUGUCGAACAUGCCGACCAACUUGACCAACGAAGAGUGCCCUUUCGAAGGAACAAAAACCGUGGAAAACAUCCAAAGAACGAUACCGAUACAGAUAACCAACAGAAAGUUCGGGGAACUACCGGCGGACCAUCCCAACAGUCCCUCGUGCUCCAUUCCUUGGCGGCGCGCGAAAUUCAAGCUCAACAGCUCGAGCCGCGACGUGCCAAUGGCAUCUAGAAGCAUACACAAGGCCAACUGCUACGGCAAAAGUCCUAAAUCUCCCAGCGGGACCAAGGAUCUUCUGUUGAGGCUGCUGGAUCACUGGCCGGGCACUAAAAGUGCUAGUAGGCCGGUGGCAAGGCACGGCUCGAUUUCCUCGAGCUUGAUGGAGGACGACAGUUUGGGGCAGAAAACCAUCAGCUCGUUGAAUUCGUUUUUUCAAUCUAGGGCGGCCAGCAAGAUCUCGUUCAGCCAUCAUUGAGAGUCGCUUAAAAACGCUGGGCAACAAAUUUUUAAUACACUCACGGAUUUAAACGAAUAUUAAAAAAU